Messenger RNA from Oldenlandia corymbosa var. corymbosa, 2944 nucleotides. The record is from the annotation of a GenBank genome assembly. Lineage: Eukaryota; Viridiplantae; Streptophyta; Magnoliopsida; Gentianales; Rubiaceae.
ACCGUCAUCAUCAUCAUUCUUCACCAAAAUAAUCACAUUUUUUAAAAUAAAAAAUAAAAAAAUUCCGCGCAGUUCAGCAUUCUGAUUUGAAAAUUCGAAACAAUUCAGUUAUCCCUCAAUCCAGCAGCGAUCAAGAGUAUAAUGGGUUGUUCCCUUGUCGAUUUCACAGAGUCAACUUGGCCACAAGAUUAUUAUUCAAAUGAAUCGGAGUCAGCAUUCCCAGAACAGGGCAUUUUCUCGUGGCUACUUCUUCUAUUUAAAUUACGUUGUUUGGGAGAAGAAGUAAAUGUAGAAAAAGAAAAAAGUUGCAGACGACUGACUUUUGAGUUGUUGUUACUCAAUCUGGGAAUUUUCAGGUUUUAAGCAGACAGUGUUACAGUAGAGUACUGAUUCAUGGAAGGUGGAAAAGCCUCAAAUCUGAAAGAGGGUGCGGGUGAAGUUGUUGUGAUGAUCCCAAAUCCUUUAGAAACUCCAGAAUUGGGCAAACUGAAUGACGGGUCUGAUUCUAUUGCUCCAUCCGAUCCUAUCAAGCUGGAGCCUUUAAAUAUAGAGUUAAUUAGAGGGCAACAGGGAAGUUCUCUAGUCCAAUCAGCAGUGCAAAAUUCUCCAGGGGCAAGCAUUUUCAGUCCAGCUCUGAAUCAGGUUACACGUGAAAGUAGUCUGAGAAGAAGGCUGUUAACACCAUCUAGAUCUCUCAAGCCUAAGUCCAGGCUUUUUGAACCGCCCCCUCCUCCCAAAUUGAAGCUUGUUGAUGAAAAUGUUCUUUCCAGCUCGCCCUACAGGGGAUCCAUGAAGAUGGCUUCUCCAGGUAAGGUAGAUAAUCUCAGCUCUAAUCCAGAAGGGCUGAUUACCCCUAAAACACCGUUAAUGGCGGCGCAGGGGAAUGCGGAUGAUGAUGAUGACGACGAUGAGGUCUACCAGGCUGGAUUCAUCCCAGAUGAGGCCGAAAAGAAAAGGCAUGGAAAACAUGUAAAGUUUAUUGUUUUGAUUGAAUGGAUUGUUUUCUGUACCAUAUUGGGAUUCUUGAUUGUUAGUUUAUGUGUUGAUAAGCUGGCUGGAUUGCAUGUUUGGGGUUUGCGUCUAUGGAGAUGGUCUGUGUUGGUUUUGGUCAUAUUUUGUGGUCAUUUGGUUACUCAAUGGUUGACUGAUAUGCUAGUCUUUGUGCUUGAAAGGAGUUAUUUGCUUAAGAACAAGGCCCUUUAUUUCCUCUUCAGUUUAAGGAGAAGUUUUCGGGUUUCACUUUGGUUAGGAUUGACCUUGUUGGCGUGGGGAUUGUUGAUAAAUAGAGAAGUGAAGAAAUCUAGGAAAACUAUGAGAAUUUUGAAUUAUAUUACGAGAGCUAUUGCUUCUAGCCUCAUUGGAGCAGUCAUGUGGAUGGUAAAGACUUUAUUAGUAAAGUUAUCAGCUUCAUCUUUCCAUGUUCAGACAUUCUUUGAUAAGAUUCAGGAUACAGUUUUUCAUCAGUAUGUUCUUCAGACCCUUUCUGGUCCUCCGCUUAUGGAAAAAACUUCUCGAAUUGAGGACUUUCAGAAUAGUGGUAAGUUGAGCUUCAAAUAUGCAGUGAAAGGAAACCAGAAGGUAAAGGGAGAUGGGGUUGUUGAUGUGAAUAAACUUCACAGACUGAGAAAAGAGAAGAUUUCGUCAUUGACAAUGGGAGGGUUAGUUCGAGUUAUUAGGACAUCAGGAUUAUCGACUAUUUCGGAUGCACUUGAUACAGCUGAAGAAGAAGAGAUUGAACAAAAAGAGAUUACUAGUGAGUACGAGGCAAAGACUGCUGCUAAAGCAAUAUUCAAAAAGGUGGCAAAGCCUAACAAGCAGUAUAUUGAAGAGGAAGACCUCGUACGUUAUUUCCCCAUUGAGGAAGUUGAUGACGUGAUGUUGCUGUUUGAAGGAGCUGCAGAAACUGGUCAGAUCAAGAAAUCAUCUUUUAGAAAUUGGGUGGUAAAGGUGUACACUGAAAGGAAGCACUUGGCACAUUCCCUGAAUGACACCAAAACAGCCAUUGAAGAGCUUAACAGGAUUGCUUCUGUAAUCAUUCUUGUAAUAAUUAUCAUAGUGUGGUUGCUUUUAAUGGGAUUCGCUACCACCAAGGUUCUAGUCUUCAUUACAUCUCAAAUUCUACUGUUGGUCUUCAUGUUUGGCAACACUGCAAAGACUUUUUUCGAAGCUUUGAUGUUCGUAUUUGUUACCCACCCGUAUGAUGUUGGGGAUAAAUGCAUCAUUGAUGGAGUUCAGAUGGUUGUUGAAGAGAUGAACAUUUUGACAACAAUCUUCUUGAGAUAUGACAAUCAAAUGAUAUACUACCCGAACAGCAUUCUGGCAGGGAAACCUGUCACCAAUCUUAACCGGAGUCCACCAUUGGGCGAUUCUUUGGAGUUCUCUGUUGAUUUUUCAACACCAGUUGAAAGUAUAGCAGUAAUCAAGGACAGAAUAAAAGGGUAUCUGGAGAGCAAACCUCAACACUGGCAGCCUAACCACAGUGUUCUGAUCAAGGAAAUUGAGGACAUGAACAAGCUGAAGAUGGUCCUAUACUUAACGCAUACUGUAAACGCUUCAGACAGAGCCGGCCACCGAUCAGACCUAGUUAUUGAGCUGAAGAAAAUCUUUGAGGAACUUGAUAUCAAAUACCACCUUCUCCCUCAGGAAGUGCAUCUUAGAUAUCUUGCUUAAAACACAAUCCUCUGUCUCUAGAAACUAUCUGCAGUAUUAUCAUUAUUCGACAAAUGAAUAACUGACUGAAAUCUCCGAAUGGAUUAUGAUUUCAUGUCAGUUGCAUUGACCCAAACCAUGUAAAAUAUCCUGUAUUCUCAGUUACUUAAUUGUUCAUUCUCCAUUUUGCUGUGGUUAGCCUUACAUUUGUCAUCAUUAUUCAUGUAGGCCAAUCCCUGGUAAACAGAUUGGUCAAGGAGUAAUCACUUUGAUUUCCUUAAAUCUUGUACUUCCU